Molecule: messenger RNA, 375 nt
Organism: Echinostoma caproni
Lineage: Eukaryota; Metazoa; Platyhelminthes; Trematoda; Plagiorchiida; Echinostomatidae
Source: the annotation of a GenBank genome assembly
GCAGAAAAACGAUUUAUCCAAUCCCAAAUGGCUCGGAGAGAAAACCAAAUGGAAGUGUUCCGAUUGGAGGAAGCACGCAGUCGUCUGAAUACGCAACUAGAUGGAGUCAGCCGUAGUGAUGAGAAUUUCCUCAAACUCGUGACCGAACUGCAUGAGGUAUCGCGACAACACAAACAAGCUCGAGAAAAGUUGCACACAGCCGAGGCAGACGAGCAAACUGCUUUCGAGGCGUUCUCAGGCGCGUUGCGUCGUUCCCAGGCUGAGGAACGCGUGCAAGCNUUCUUGCUGGUAUUGUCGGAUUCGGAGCUACCUGGAUGCGAUAUCAUCAGUUGUCUCGAUUGUCCGAACCCGUCACUAUGGAUUCGAGUGUUGUGA